This is a messenger RNA of Auanema sp. JU1783, 498 nucleotides long. The record is from the annotation of a GenBank genome assembly. Lineage: Eukaryota; Metazoa; Nematoda; Chromadorea; Rhabditida; Rhabditidae.
GAUUCCGACAAAAUCGUCUUUAUAUGCGGGGAAGAGGUCUCCGCGUUCAAAACCUUGGUGAUGCUGGAGAGAGAGUGGGAUGCAUUUGAAGGCAAAAUAGUAAAGAAGAGAGAAGAUGUUGCCAAAGCCAUCAUCCACUUAUCACUGUUGGCUCAGAUUCUUGGAUUAGGAGAUCUGCAUGCUGAGAACGUUGGUUUCAAAGAGAGUACUUUCUCUAUAGUUGUCGUGGACUUCCGCAUGGCAUUCAUCGAUAGCUCGGUUGCCUUUGAAGGGAUCAACAGUCCAAAAACGUUGAGUUUGGUUAAUGAGCUGAAGAGGAAUUUAAGGCGAUUUUUUGAUAUUGUUAAGGAGAUGACUUUCGAGGAACAGCUGGAGAUCGGGAAACAAUGGAUUGUUCAAUCUGAAAUCAACUCGAAAUUGGAUGUGGCUUUUGCAGAGCUGGAAAAAGAAAAAAAUGUUUUCAACAGGGCCGGUUUAGGAACGGAAAUUGUUAAAGAC